Messenger RNA from Scleropages formosus (Asian bonytongue), 2645 nucleotides. Its product is annotated as wee1-like protein kinase 1-A. Gene Ontology annotation, biological process: protein phosphorylation; mitotic cell cycle. Gene Ontology annotation, cellular component: cytoplasm; nucleus. The coding region runs from base 455 to 2254 and encodes 599 amino acids. Lineage: Eukaryota; Metazoa; Chordata; Actinopteri; Osteoglossiformes; Osteoglossidae. Gene Ontology annotation, molecular function: ATP binding; magnesium ion binding; non-membrane spanning protein tyrosine kinase activity. The record is from RefSeq and is a predicted model, not a curated record. The transcript has 10 exons.
GUUCGAAGAAAGUUCAGUUGGGAGUGAGUGGUUGAAAUAGUCGGAUGGGCAUCGUUACGUGUUGAAUACGGAGACGCAGGGUGAGGGAUUCGCUGAAGUACAGUUUUGAUUAAUCUAUUUUUCCAGUUAGGACACAUUAUCCGAAGUUCAAACUGUUCUUUGGACGUUUUUGCCGACUUUGAAGGGAAGUCAUUUCUUUUCGCCAAGGCGUAACUUAAGUUAGGGGCAAGGAGUUCGUUUUUUAACGGACGUUUUCUGACUAAACUGACAGAUUUUUUUGGAAGAUACUCAGUUGAGACGAGUAGGAGACUGUCUGUCAUAUCAACGCUGAACAGACAGUAAUGUCCUAGGCUAAGGCUGUCACCAUUCAGCCGUGUGAAGUGAAGCCGUUUAUUUUCAUUUACCUCAACACGUCCGCUGGUCUGGAUCAUCAUCAUCAUCAUCAUCUAGGACUAUGAGCCUCGGCUUUUCCACUCCCGAGAUGGACCCCGUCCGACAAAAGUUGUUCUUCUCUCCGACUCCGAGCGAUGGGGAAGAGGAGCGGGAAGAUGAGGGCAACAACAGCGCCGGAGCCGAGUCCGGCUUCGCCGAAAUGGCCUCGCCGCCGCGGGGGUCGGGCGGGGAUGCCGAUGCGGCGGGCAGUCAGAGUCACAGUUCCUCGUCCUUGUCCUUCACUGAGACCGGCGGCGCGAGAGCCGACCAUGAUGACGACUUGCCCUCCUGGGACGAGGAGUAUUAUGAAAGGGACGGGUUCGGGUUCUCCUCCCCGGAGCGCCCGGCGUUCGUCCGAGAGGACCGAGAAGGCUCCAGCUCGCCCAUCCCCGACUGCCCCGAUACGCCGCCCCAUAAAACGCUGAGGAAUCUGCGGCUCUUCGACACCCCGCAUACCCCGAAGAGUUUGCUGUCUAAAGCCAGGAGAGUAGGUUCGGGCUUUUCCAGCCGUAGAGUUGCCCUGUUUAAGAGCGCACCAUCUACCAGGAGGUCUACCACCAGUUGCAGCGGGAGCCAGACACCCCUUAUCAACAUAAAUCCUUUCACCCCAGACUCGCUGCUUGUGCAGUCAGCAGCGCUGCAAAGGAGUAAUAGAAAGCGCUCACACUGGAAUGACUCCUAUGGAGAUGAUUUGGAGGCAAGUGAUGGUGAAUUGGAAGAAAUUCAUCCUCCUUCCAAGAGGAUCACUGUGGUUGAAAGCAACAUGAUGUCCAGGUAUGCUGCUGAGUUUCAUGAGCUGGAGAAAAUUGGCUGUGGGGAAUUCGGUUCUGUGUUCAAGUGUGUGAAAAGACUGGAUGGCUGCAUUUACGCCAUCAAACGCUCCAAGAAGCCUCUGGCUGGCUCUGUAGAUGAGCAGAAUGCACUUCGAGAAGUGUAUGCUCAUGCUGUCCUGGGCCAGCAUCCCCAUGUGGUCAGGUACUAUUCUGCAUGGGCAGAAGAUGACCACAUGCUGAUACAGAAUGAAUUCUGCAGUGGUGGAACCCUCUCAGAUGUGAUCAAGGAGAAUUUCAAAACCAUGUGUUUUCUGUCAGAAUUGGAACUAAAGGACCUACUUCUGCAGGUAGCUCAUGGCCUGAAGUACAUUCACUCUAUGUCGCUGGUUCAUAUGGACAUCAAGCCAAGCAACAUCUUCAUAUCACAAAAAACCAUUGCCUUUACUGAUGAUGAUGACAAUGAUGGAAUGACUACAAAUGUUUACAAAAUAGGUGAUCUGGGUCAUGUGACCACAGUGAAUAACCCUAAAGUUGAAGAAGGUGACAGCAGAUUCUUGGCAAAUGAAAUUCUCCAAGAGGACUAUCGUAAUCUUACAAAAGCGGAUAUCUUUGCCCUGGCAUUGACAGUCAUCAGUGCUUCAGGGUCGGAACCACUGCCUCCAAAUGGUGAAAAGUGGCAUGAAAUCCGACAUGGCAUGUUGCCCCACAUACCCCAAGAACUGUCUCAGGAAUUUCUCAGUUUGCUGAAGCUGAUGAUUGACCCAGAUCCAGAAUGCAGACCAUCUGCAUCAGCUCUCAUCAAACAUUCAGUGCUACUAACUACUUCCAAGAUGAACACAGACCAAUUGCGCAUGGAGCUCAGCGCAGAAAAGUUCAAAAAUGCUUUGCUGCAAAAGGAACUGAAAAAGGCACAGAUGGCCAAAGCAGCUGCAGAGGAGAAGGUGCUCCAGACAGUGAAGGUUCUAACUGGCUCCACUGUCCAGUCCUGCAACAGAGCAUCACGGAUUGUUGGCAAGAGGAUGAACCGCUGCGUCAGCCUUACAAUUUGAGUAAUGUGCAAAUCCCCGCUGAGAAGGGUGUGCAAGGCGUUCCUUUGCUGCCUGUCCUUUUGGGUGAGGUUGGAUAUCUUUGGGUCGCUUCCAGAUUUUUUUUCUUUCCUUUUUCAUACUAGAGAUGUUAUUUAAGAUGGACCUACUUUCCCUUGUUCAGAAUGAAGAGAUUGUAAUUUCCUGAAGCACAUGAGUGUUGUCCUACAGUGGAUACAUUGGCAAAGGGAAGUCAUGUACAAUAGUAUUCAUUCUUUAUGAGGAUGGGACUGUAGAUUAUUGCACCUUUUAAAGUACCUUAAAUCAGGUAAGGAAGCUGUGUCAUCUGGUCAGAUUGGGUUUUAAACUGAGCACUUUGAAGGUAAUCGGGGAAUCUGCCAGAGCAUCUGCUGCU